Molecule: messenger RNA, 1572 nt
Organism: Bradysia coprophila
Lineage: Eukaryota; Metazoa; Arthropoda; Insecta; Diptera; Sciaridae
Product: prolactin-releasing peptide receptor-like
Biological process (GO): G protein-coupled receptor signaling pathway
Cellular component (GO): neuron projection; plasma membrane
Molecular function (GO): neuropeptide Y receptor activity; neuropeptide binding
Source: RefSeq, a predicted model, not a curated record
AAACCAUGAGUAUAAAAAUUUCAAACUUAUUAAAAGACUAUUUCCAGUGCCUAAUGCUAAAGUGCUCUGAUAACGUGGAUGGCGUGAAUGAACAUUCUAACUUAAUUUAAAAAAAAUAAAACUAUCAACACGAGCAGAAUGAAUACGACCGCAUCACCUAAUUUAAACUUUGUGGUAAAUGACAGCACGCGUUACACCACUGUACAACCGAACAUUGUCUUCGAAGGUGUUGAACUGCAGAUAUCAAACACAACUCAUUUGGAUUACAUUCACAACCGAAUGGUCCAAACGUUUUUCAUCGUAAUGUACUGCCUCAUCUUUACGAUGGGAGUUUUCGGUAAUGUUCUGGUCUGCUUCGUAGUAUUUCGAAAUCGUUUAAUGCAGUCCGUGACGAAUUUAUUCAUUACAAACUUAGCACUUUCCGACAUCCUGCUAUGUAUUUUAGCCAUACCAUUUACGCCGACUUAUACGUUCUUGAGACGGUGGAUAUUCGGAACGAUCUUGUGCCAUUUAGUACCAUACGCACAGGGAGUCAGUGUGUAUACAUCAACGUUGACGCUAAUGGCUAUCGCUAUCGAUCGAUUCUUUGUUAUAAUUUAUCCGUUCCAGCAGCGAAUGAAAGUCAUUGCUUGCAUAGUCAUCAUCCUUAUCAUCUGGAUGAUAUCGUUGAUGCUAACCCUUCCGUAUGGACUGUAUAUGCAAGUAGCCCAACUGAAUUUCACCGGUGAAUAUGAGCAUUAUUGUGAAGAGGAUUGGCCUAGUGAACAUUAUCGCCGAGUGUACGGAUCCAUAACGACAACACUGCAAUUUUUGCUGCCGUUUGCUAUAGUUACAUUUUGCUAUGUCUGUGUUUCGGUUCGUUUGAAUUAUCGCGCGAGAAUGAAGCCGGGCGCGAAAACAACGAAAAAAGAGGAAGUCGAUCGGGAUCGAAAGCGACGAACGAAUAGAAUGUUAAUCGUAAUGGUUGCAGUGUUCGGUUUAUCCUGGUUACCAUUGAACGUUGUCAAUGUUUUGAAUGACUUUUACCUGAACACGCACGAAUGGAAGGUAUACAAUGUACUCUUCUUCAUUGCACACAGUAUCGCAAUGUCAUCCACCUGUUACAACCCUAUACUGUACGCCUGGCUGAACGACAAUUUUAGGAAGGAAUUUAAACUAGUAAUUCCCUGUUUGACACCGUUGGGUCGAUUAAAGUGCAUUUCUGGUAGUCAACGGUGGUACACCGAGACCACAUGCAAUGGAACCGAAACCAUGCAGGAAUCACUACUCACAUCCAGUUUCACGAGAAGCAACUGUCCAUCGCUGGUAACGCGCGACUCUAUUCAACUUAAUGGAUUCAGAAGUCCGUUAGACCAUUCCAUUUUACUGUCGGAUGUGGUACCAACAUGCAGGCAACGAAGUCCGGAAACCGUGCUGCUUCCGUCAGGUGUUUUGGAAACAAAUUUCGAUGAGCCACUGGAUUUCAUCGAUGAUCAGCCCUCGUAUGAAAGUCGGAUUCGAUUCGAAGAGGACUCUUUCAGUGAACUUAGAGCUAAAGAAAUUACCAACGACGUUGGAUUUUACGUUUCAUAG